AUGGCGGAGGACGAGCCGAAGCCGACCCAGCUCGACAUGCCCCUGGUCCUGGACGAGGACCUGACCAAGCAGAUGCGGCUGCGCGUGGAGAGUCUGAAGCGGCGCGGGAGGAAGCGCCAGGAUGGCGAGAAGCUGCUGCAGCCGGCUGAGUCCGUGUACCGCGUCGACUUCAUCCAGCAGCAGAGGCUGCAGUUCGAGCGCUGGGACGUCGUGCUGGACAAGCCGGGCAAGGUCACCAUCACGGGCACCUCCCAGAUCUGGACGCCCGACCUCACCAACCUCAUGACGCGGCAGCUGCUGGACCCCGCUGCCAUCUUCUGGCGCAAGGAGGACUCGGAAGCCAUGGAUUGGAAUGAGGCCGACGCCCUGGAGUUUGGGGAGCGCCUGUCCGAGCUGGCCAAGAUCCGCAAGGUCAUGUACUUCCUCAUCACCUUCAGCGAGGGCGUCGAGCCUGCCAACCUCAAGGCCUCUGUGGUCUUUAGCCGGCUCUGA
Molecule: messenger RNA, 492 nt
Organism: Balaenoptera musculus (blue whale)
Lineage: Eukaryota; Metazoa; Chordata; Mammalia; Artiodactyla; Balaenopteridae
Gene: OMP
Product: olfactory marker protein
Exons: 1
Coding region: 1-492 (163 amino acids)
Biological process (GO): signal transduction; sensory perception of smell
Cellular component (GO): axon; nucleus; cytosol
Source: RefSeq, a predicted model, not a curated record